CCCCUCAACAAAUGGCAGGCACGUAAACAAAGAUUUAAAUUCCAACAACAACAAUCUUCCACAUUGGUAGGCCUAUCCUUCCUUAAUCUAAGAUGGACAGCCCAGACGAGGGGGAGGGAACCACCGUAGACGGAGUCUCCAGUGGACGGAGAUUACGAGCACGGCCCUCCAAAGUGGAAACUGAUAAUGAAGUGUCGGAGAGUGGCAGAGGCCGAGCUAAACACAAGAAAAGGAAGGCAGAAGUAAAUAUUGAAAGUCUGUAUUUGCAAGAAAAUAAUAGAGAAGUUUGUCCAACGCCUCUGGAAACUAUUUACGAGACCCCCCAGAAGCAGCGCAAGAGUGGACAAAGGAAGGGCAGUGCAAGCAGAAGAACUAGUGAAGAUGAGGAGACAAGACAGUUGAGCAUGAGAAGCAGUGAUGACUUAUCUACAAGCACAGUAAUGAGUGGGAAAAAAAUAAAGCGUUUGUGUAUGUUUACAAGCCACUACUACCCGACCAAACAGAAAGUGCGCCUGAGAAAAGACCGUGCCCGGAAGAUGAAGCAACUUAAAGGUGUUAAGAUUCCUAAGGGCUCUGCAGUAUCUGUCCAAGAUGUCAAGGAAGUCCUAGCAAAAUUGUCUGAUGAUGAAUCCGAACAAAAUGAGAAUAAUCAAAAUACCAGUAACUGCAGUAUGUUAAGUAUGAAUUCAUCUGUUAGCUUUUAUGUAGGAAAUAUAAUUAGACCAGACACAAAUGAUGAAAAUUUUCAAGGUAUGAUUGAGGACCUGCAAGCACUUCAGUUCAACCUACCCAAGGAGAGUAUUGCUGAGGAGAACCCAACCAGGGAAGUAACAGACCCAGUAUUAGCAGCUCUGUAUAAUCUAGACGACCCUAUCCCAUUCUUAGAUGAGAUUCCGAAGGCAAAACCAACCUCCCAGUCUCGAGAGAAAAAGGCAAGGCGACGAUCCAGCAAAUUGUCAGGAUGCCUUCUCCCUUCUGUGGACAGAGAGACUACAGAGCAGUCCAUGUCGUCUGGGAAGAGUGAAGAGCUGUUGCCAAAUACCAUAGACUCUAGGUUCACAGAUACAGAUCAGAUGCCAGAAAGUGUGAGUGAGACAGCACCGAGUCAGAUCACAGAACCUUGUGCCUCAGAUAUGAAUGUUGCUUCAACAGAUGCAGUCAAAGAAGAGACAAGUACUUUAAGAUGUGGAACCAAAAGGAGGAAAACCACAAAGGAGAAGCCCCUGAAGUCAUCAGGCCUGGCAAAAAGAGGAAGCGAAGUGUCCAAUUUAGAACUUGUGAAAAAGUUGAGAGGAAGUAAAAGUGCUAAUAAGAAUGAUGAUGAAGUUCACAGAUAUACUGAAUCACCAGAUUUCACAUGUAAAGGAAAUGAGCUGAAAUUUGACCCACCAGCACUAGCAGCCGCAUCAAAAGUUUCUGGCAAUGUCUUUAGUGAAGAUGACCUACCAAGUCCCACAGAUUUUAAGCCCAAAGUGACAAGAGUCAGAGGAGCAAAGCGGCAGCGAGGCAAACGAAGAGCAUCGGGAAUUCAGCGCUCUUUAUACCAUAAUCAGGCAGCAGUAGCAUUAGCUCACUGUGAGAGCAGUUCUCCAGAGAGUUUUGUCAAAGAUUCCAGUUCAGAGGAUCAGCAGACACUGAAUUCUGAAAACGGUGAACUUAUCAGAACAUCACCAACUUCACCUUCCACCCAGAUGGCAGCAUUAUCUCUUCAUUGUGACUUACCAUUCACUUCUUCAAUGCAAGAUGUAGAAACUCAGGCAGAACAGCGGAAGCAAAGAGCCAGUAGAAAAGCACGAAGACGUUCAUCUAGGAUAAGCAUAGGGGCGUCUUCACCAAGUAAAUCCAAUGAUCACAUCAAGUCCAACUUGGGUUCGUACUGGGAUACUGCAUCACCUAAAGUGUCAUCUGAGUCUUCCAAACCCAUAUUUUCAGGUGCUUCAGAGGGCUUACAUGGUGCCUCAGAAUCUGCUCCACAGCAUUUGGAGAUGCCUUACUCUGGACUUACUGCACAGGCAAUAGACAAUCGUGAAAAAGACGUUUUUUUAGUGUCACCUGUAAAUUUGCAGGAUAACAAAAUUGAUGAAGAAGAACCAUUAAGGGAAAACAUUUCUUCGCCCACAUCUAAUAGAAGUUCUGCAGUUUUCAUGGCAAAUUUACCAGAUGUACAGGAAGAUGAUGAUCAUCUUUCUGCACAUGCUAAUAGAGAUGACAAUACAGGAAAUCACAAUCUAGAGGACUAUAGUUUUACAGAACAUCGCACUCCCAGGAAGGAUGAAGAAUGUAUCUGGGAUAUGUUCAGACCAAAACCAAAACAGAAGUCCAAACAAGAAUCUACAAAAGUUCCUCUACAAAAUACUUUGAGGGGAAGAAAGUCUCCAGAUUGCAGGACAAAUGAAGGCGUUUCAAGCAGUGUGAAGAGAGGUAAUGGUAAAACAAAGUCUUUGCAGAAAGACUUAAAAAGAAAAGAUUUGGUGCUGAAGAAUCCUCCUUCAGUUGUAGACCUUCCAAACAGUGAACCAGAAGUCCAGCAUAGUGAUCAUGUGUCUUCCACUGCAGCAGGUUUCUCUGAUGUCAGUCAACAACAUUUGCUAGAAUAUAAGAGCACAGAUAUUCUUUGGGAUUCACCAGUCAUCAGUGGGAUGUUUGAUGGGAAAGCCAGUAUUCGUCUUGGCAAAAUGUAUCACAAUAAGGAAGCAGUUCCUUCCAGCCCCAUUACUACCUCCUUAAACUAUCAGCCAGUAUUAAGUACACAAACUGUAUUUUCAGCUCUACCUGCGGCUAAAUUACCUUCUCUCAUGGAAGAGCCGUCAGAGGAACUUCAGUUGAAAGAACAAAGUCAUCAACCACAAGAAAAUUUGGAAGGUUAUCAAUGAGGAAUGUCCAAGAGCUAGCACAUAUAUACUUUUUUUCUUUU
Penaeus indicus is the source of this 2914-nucleotide messenger RNA. RefSeq lists its product as uncharacterized. The coding region runs from base 93 to 2873 and encodes 926 amino acids. The record is from RefSeq and is a predicted model, not a curated record. The transcript has 3 exons. Lineage: Eukaryota; Metazoa; Arthropoda; Malacostraca; Decapoda; Penaeidae.